This is a messenger RNA of Penicillium longicatenatum, 1521 nucleotides long. RefSeq names its product glycoside hydrolase family 32 protein. The record is from RefSeq and is a predicted model, not a curated record. The transcript has a single exon. Gene Ontology annotation, biological process: sucrose catabolic process. NCBI's taxonomy places the organism in Eukaryota, Fungi, Ascomycota, Eurotiomycetes, Eurotiales, Aspergillaceae. The coding region runs from base 1 to 1521 and encodes 506 amino acids. Gene Ontology annotation, molecular function: sucrose alpha-glucosidase activity.
AUGUUCCUCGCCUUAGCAUUCGCACUCGCCACUCGGGUUGUGGCGGAUGACUUCCGCCCAGUCUACCAUUUUGUCCCUGAGGAGAACUGGAUGAACGAGCCCAACGGGUUGAUUAAGAUUAAAUCAACCUGGCACCUGUUCUAUCAGCACAACCCAACGGCAAAUGUCUGGGGCAAUCUGAACUGGGGCCACGCAACCAGUAGUGACCUGGUCCACUGGACUCACCAGCCCCUUGCCAUAACAAGCGAGAACGGGGUCGAAGCGUUCACCGGCACCAGCUACUAUGAUGCCGACAACACCUCCGGUCUGGGAUCUUCUACCAGCCCACCCUAUCUGGCCUACUACACUGGAUAUUUUCCUUCCAACGGGACCCAGGACCAGCGUCUUGCCUUUAGCGUCGACGAUGGCGUGACCUGGACGAAGUACCAGGGCAAUCCUAUUAUCUCUGCCGCCCAGGAGUCACCCCAUGAUGGGACAGGGGGGUUGGAGACCCGCGACCCCAAGGUCUUUUUCCACCCGGCAUCUGGGAAAUGGGUUAUGGUCCUUGCCCAUGGCGGACAGGACAAGCUGACGUUUUGGACAUCGUCGAACGCAAAGUCCUGGACGUGGAAGAGCGACCUCUCUGCUGGCCAGAUCGACGGUCUACCCUCUGGAAUUACUGGGUGGGAAGUGCCUGAUAUGUUCGAGCUCCCUAUCCAAGGCACCAACGCGACGACCUGGGUGUUGAUUAUAACCCCUGCAAACGGAUCUCCUGCUGGUGGUAAUGGUGUUCUAGCCCUGACAGGUUCCUUUGACGGGUCAACAUUCAAACCUGACCCUGUCGACCCUUCUACUCUUUGGCUCGACUAUGGUCGCGACUUCGACGGUGCCUUGAGUUGGGAAAAUGUCCCUGCUGCAGAUGGGCGGCGGAUCCUUGCCUCUGUCAUGAACAGCUACGGCGCUAGCCCACCGACCAACACCUGGAAAGGGAUGCUGUCUUUCCCUCGGACCAUUACCCUGAAGGAAACAGCCUCCAAGCGAUACUUCCUCCAGCAGCCUGCCACUGAGCUCGCCCUCGUUGGUUCCCCGCUGGCGACAAUCCAGAAUCAAACCAUUACUACUGGCGAAACGUUGCUGUCAUCCAUCCACGGAACCGCGUUAGAUAUCAAACUUGCGUUCACCAUUAACGCAGGUUCCAAACUCUCACUGACAGUGCGCAAGGCCGCAUCGGAGCAGACAAUCAUUCAGUAUGACCAGACAGACUCGACGAUAUCUGUUGAUCGAACGAAGAGUGGGGACAUCUCCUACGACCCGGCUGCAGGCGGAGUCCAUAGCGCUUCCUUGAAACCAGAUGGUUCUGGGGUUAUUCAUCUCCGCGUCCUAGUCGACACUUGCUCGGUGGAGGUCUUUGGCGGGGAAGGAGAAGUUGUGAUUUCAGACCUAAUUUUUCCCAGCGAGACCUCCGACGGGCUAUCCUUGGAGGUGACUGGGGGAUCGGCCAAUUUGCACUCUGUCGAGGUGCGCGGCAUUUCGCUCAACUAA